Messenger RNA from Talaromyces rugulosus, 1794 nucleotides. RefSeq lists its product as uncharacterized. The annotation marks the transcript as partial. The transcript has 2 exons. Lineage: Eukaryota; Fungi; Ascomycota; Eurotiomycetes; Eurotiales; Trichocomaceae. Gene Ontology annotation, molecular function: protein binding. The record is from RefSeq and is a predicted model, not a curated record.
UCUCAAUUAGUUCACUGGAGGCACGAAGAUUGUGCUGUUUCUGGAGUCGGCGUGUACAGUGGCGACUUCGGACUUGUAUACGGUGCUCCUUUAAAUUAUGGAAGACGGCGGGAAGCUGACGAUGGAGCUAACCCGGGCUAUAGAUGUAUAGAAGGAAAGAAUGGGUAUGUUUUCCACGAGUCAUGCUGGAAGCUUUUGAACGAGGCCUUCAAGCCAAAGGAAAUUUCCACCACUCGACUCUGGGACAUUUGCAGGUCGAUGCCGCCGUUUGGUGAGCAGCAAAUGGAAGAGGCCAGAGCUUCAGGUUCGAACUACUAUGGUGACUACCGCAAUGUUUCGGAGUAUUUUCUGUGGACAGAUACUCUUGUUGAGAAGGAAGAUGAUUCCCUUGCGGAUCCAUACAAUGUGCCUUUGAUCAAAGACCUUCUAGAAGAAGCUCCUAAAACUCCCAUUCAAGAGCACCCCUUUUCGGUUAUCUCAACCACGUCAGGAGAAAAGGGUGUAAUGGACAAAUUGCCGCAAGAAAUUUGCGACACGAUGGCAACUCUGAUGCCACAAUCAGACCUGUUCAACCUUCGCCUUGCGUCUCGAUCGUUUGCGCAUGUCUUCCGGAACCAAAAUUUCUGGGCUUCUAGGUUUAAACUUCCAGACGGAGAACGCCACUGGCUUUUUGAAUGUCACAACAUCAAUGAACGAGGUUAUAACUGGCAAUGGUUGUAUCAGCGUACACGUGGCUGGGUCAGCUCCAGGACGUUUUCCAACAGGAAGAGAGUCUGGAAGGCAGUUAAUUUGAUCAAAGAUAUAAUGGAUAUUAAUUGGAGGGAAAAUUUCAGUCAUCCCUCCAAUCACGCCCCUUGUGAUGAAAGUAGGUCUAUUUCUGCUGCAUGGACAGAAUAUCACGAUAAACUUUCCCAGCAUGAGAUGUCGACUAGGUCCCACACAUGCUGUUGGCUUUAUAGCCAUAAAGCCAAGAUUCCUGCAUCUGUUUGCCAGUUUAAAUUCUCCUUUGCAAAGCUGGGAAAAGACAGCUAUAUCACUGGAAUCGGUUUUACUUCAUCUAAAGGAGUUUCCAGUGAAAUGGGAUACUGGGCAGAUAAUCAGGUGUUGACUGUGGAAGUCACAGGCUUCAAGGGCUUCAUUGUGGCACUAGAUUCAUAUGGAGUCCGGGCCAUACAGGUUAAGCAGGACCAAACACAUGUUUCCGAAUGGAUUGGCUGUCCAGAUGGCUAUCCGAAAACUAUGAAUUUGGUGACGUCUUGGGAUAUCACAGCAUUAGAAGUUCAAUACGACGGAUGGAAAAUUGUUGGUCUUGUACUCAACACCGACCGACCUACAACUGGUCUGCUUGCGAAAGAGAGAACCCAGCGAGAAACUAAUGUUUGGUACCCUGAUAUCCCGGAAGAGGAUUUAUUAAUCUCCGACUACAGAUGUUACAAGGUAGAACACUUUUCCUCGGAAUAUCCUAACCAUUGGGUUCUGUUUGGAGGUCGCGGUGGCGUUUACCUUCCAAACCUGACUGAGAUUAUUGUAAACAUACAAGGUACUCAGAUAUCUCUCCAAUUCGCUUACAACACGGAUCAGAUCCCAGUUCACAGUCUGGGACCAAUUAGAACGGACAUCAAUGCUGGAUUUAAGACUUAUUGUUUUAAAAUUGACGGACCACGGGGAGAGAGAAUUACAAAUUUGGAAAUUUGCAUCCCGGGAUCUCGCUGUUUCGGCCCACUUCGACUCCUUGCUUUUGGGGUAAGACACCGAAGUAUUUUGGAUGUUUACUUUUCAUUUGAUCUAUACUAA